AUGAUAUCCACAAGAAUAUUCAUAUUAUAUCUUUUUAUAACUUUGGCACCCUUUAUUAAUUGUUCACCAAACUUGUCAAUUACUCCUUAUAUCUAUGAGCGUCUGGUCUAUUUUAUGAAGGCAAGCUCAAUAUCAAGCUGCAUAUCAGACAAUUUACUUUUCGUUAACAAAACGUUGAAUAAUGGGGGUUGUCCACCACAUAUUAAGUUCUGUAACGAUGAAGAAAUUAACCCUACAGCUGGUCAAACAGUGGUGGAACUAGUUCUUAAUGCCAAAAAAGGUGAACUGGGCUCAGGUUAUCUUGCUGUUGACCACGGAAAAAAAGUUGUUAUUUUGGCAUUUAGAGGAUCUACAACCAGACAAGAUUGGUUUAGCGAUUUUGAAAUAUAUCCAGUGGAAUAUUCUCCACUUUGCGUUAAAGAAUAUCGUAAACUUAUAGAAGAAGGAACUAUUAGAGAAUGCAAAGGUUGUAAAAUGCACAGGGGAUUCCUCAGGUUCACAGAAACACUUGGGAUGGACGUCUUUAAAAAAAUGGAGUCAAUUUUGGAAAGCUAUCCAGAUUAUCGAAUUGUUGUCACAGGACAUUCCUUGGGGGCAGCGUUAGCAAGUUUGGCUGGGAUAGAAUUAAGAAUAAGAGGCUUUGAUCCGUUAGUAUUGACAUUCGCAACACCAAAGAUAUUCAAUAGCGAAAUGAGACAAUGGGUAGAUGAAUUAUUUGAGACAGAUAUGAUAGAGAAGGAGUCAAUUGCUAGAAAAGAAAUUCAAUUCCGUAAGGGUUAUUUUAGGGUCGUACAUACCGGUGAUUAUAUUCCUAUGGUUCCACCAUUCUAUCAUCCGGCUGGUUUAGAGAUGUUUAUUAAUAAAGUCGGUCUACCUCAAUAUGCAGAAGAUAUUGAGUACCGAGGUAAAAAUAACAGGUUAACUUUGAAGGAUGGAUUUCGAGAUGGCAUGAGCGGUUUGGUUGAAGACUGGUUACAUGUUUAUGAACAUCGAGCCUACUUCAUUGACGUAAAAGGAUGUUCUGGACUUUAA
This is a messenger RNA of Saccharomyces mikatae IFO 1815, 1032 nucleotides long. RefSeq names its product putative lipase (gene LIH1). The coding region runs from base 1 to 1032 and encodes 343 amino acids. Lineage: Eukaryota; Fungi; Ascomycota; Saccharomycetes; Saccharomycetales; Saccharomycetaceae. Gene Ontology annotation, biological process: lipid metabolic process. The record is from RefSeq and is a predicted model, not a curated record. The transcript has a single exon.